Hymenoscyphus albidus is the source of this 3131-nucleotide messenger RNA. The record is from the annotation of a GenBank genome assembly. NCBI's taxonomy places the organism in Eukaryota, Fungi, Ascomycota, Leotiomycetes, Helotiales, Helotiaceae.
CGCCUUUCGAAGUACGAUUUGCUUUCUCUUUUUGAGAGUUUUUCUGUUCAACGCGUUAGGUGGAAUUUUGAAAAUUGAGUACUCAGGUACUUGAGGUUACAUGCCCCGCUCUUGAAAUCUAGAAAUAACAAGGAAUAUUUUGGAGCCGCAACAAGUGGGAAUAAAGGGAUAGAGCGCUCCCACCGACGACACGCCUCGCGCCCUUUGAAUCUUUUGCUUUUGGGGCACUUUUUCAAUCCGACUCGCAUGGGUGAAGAACUCAUUUCAAGAUGGCGACAUGGGGUUCCUACUUCGCCUCGUACGUGAAGAAGAAGGAGGAUCCUGUAGAUAAGACUGAGAAAGUGGAGGAGAAAAUAGUCGACACGCCAUCACCUGUUAAGGUUCAUCUCACCUCUGGGGAGAAUCAAAUUUUGGAGGAGGCUAACAAUUGGUCAUAGGUCAAUUCUGGAGUUACGCGAUCGAAUACAACAACGAAAAAGCUAUAUGGCAGUACUAUCGAGUUGACGGAGGAAAAGAGGGUAGAUGCGACGCAGCCGAUCGGGUCGAAUGCUGGGAGGAUGGCGAAGAUGUUUGGAUAUGAAAAACCAGCAACAACGAUGUCCAUGUCACAGGUUGUUAAUGACGCGAUACAGAAGUCAAAAAUUGAGGCACAAGCUGGGCCAAAGGUUGAGGAGACGGUCACGCCUCUACUUAUAACAUCGAUGCCCCAGAGAAAGCCUUCCAUGAUUUCUGCCGUUUCCCCAAGGACCAAGUCAGAUUUUCAAAGUACUAUUUUGCCAGCUGUAGAUAUGUCUCCGCUUCCUACAAUAGAGCCUCAAGCCACGGCAUUCCCAGGGUUCAUAAGAAGAAAAUUAUUUACUUCAAAAACAUCGGUAUCACUAGAUACCAACCAAGCAGAUCAAAUCAAAAAUAAUUCAACCAUCACCGGCACUUCGCUGACGGAAUCGCCGCUGGAAAUGAGAUCAACGAGUUUUCGAUCAUCAAAUCAAUCAUUAUCAUCCGUAUCAAAUCUGGAUGACGUGAUGAAAUCAUUGCAAGAAACGAAGGCGGAACCGCUGAGGAUGAGACUUUCGAAAGAGCGUGCCGCAAAAAACUCGUUGGAUAGCCUUAUGGCAGACUUGCAGUCGACUCCCGUAGAACCUGCUCCUAGAAGGCGAGGCACGAAGCAAUCUAUAUCUCUCGCUGCUACUCAGAAUUCUCUAGAUGACAUUAUGGCCGCGCUCCAAGGCCCAGUUAUAUCUGUACAAAAGCGGGGAUCGCGUCCGAGUGUGGCAUCGCAACUGUCCGCUGUGACAUCGCCAGAAUCACCAGCAGUACAGAGGAAAGCGAUCGCUGAUGUGAUUCGUGAUCGCCAAUCUUCAACUUCUGCCGUUUCGAUAGACAAUUCGGUGACGGAUGAGGAAGAAAGCGAGGAGUUUGUCGAGAGCAGGGCUUGGGCUCACGCCAGAUCAAUGUCUCAGUUCAAGAUGCAACAAGAUCUGAUGGAAGAGGAACGGUUGAGGAUGGAGGAGGAGCAGCUGAAAUUCCAACAACAAGAGAAACAGUUUGCAGAAGAGCAAGAGCAGCAGAGACUUUUCCUUGAAGAAGUUCGGCGAGCGCAGGAACAAGAAGAGUUGGAGGAAGCGGAAAGGGUAAGAAUUGCACAGAAAGAGGCCGACAGACUUGCUGAGGAGGAGAGAAUUAAACGAGAAAUCGAAGAAGAACGAAUCGCCAAGGAGGCGAAACUUUUGGCCGAAAUAAAUGAGAAGGAAGCUCAGGAGAAGAAGAGAUUGGCGGACGAGGCACGGAAGCGUGAGCAGGAAGAUAUGCAAAGGGAGGUGCAGCGAUUGAUCAAGGAAGAGGAAGACAGGAUACGGAGGGAGGAAGGAGGUUUGCCCAGUCCAGUCGACAAAAUAUUAUUCAACAAAGCCGGGAAUGAUUCAGAAAUCGAAAAUAACGACGACGAUGAAAGUCAGUAUUCCGAUGAGCUGGUAGAAAGCGAAGAUGAAGAAGACGAAGAUGCUCAGUUGGAACGGCUAGCAGCUGAGCGGAGAGAAUAUGAAGCUGAGAUGGAAGCAGCGAGGUUACGCGAUGAGAAAAUCAAUGCAGAAAAACCCGAAAAGCAAAGACAACGAGCUGAAAAGGAGAAAGCGUAUGAGUUACAAUAUCAAAGAGAGGCAGAAGAAGAGCGCAUUCGCUUGGAAAAAGGACAACCGGGCGGUGGGGACGUGGACGAGGAGGAAGAUGAGGCUUUGCUAUGUCAGGAAGAGGAACGAAAAAGACAAACACAAAAUCAUCGCAUGGCAUUGGACUCAGGAAGCAAGCCUAACCAAAUUGCAGACGAGGAGGCACAGCGUCUACUGUACGAGGAAGAGAUUGAGCGAUUACGACUUGACGAGAUAGAUGAACAGAGACGCCGUAACGAUGAAAUUAAACAGGAACGCAUACGCUUCAGAAAGGAAGAGGAAGAAAGGGAACGGUACGUUCAACAAGAAGCCGAGCGGGCUCGAUAUGAGGCCGAGCAACGGGAAGAGGCAGAGCUCCAAAAGAUUGCUGCUCGUUUACAAGUCGAGGAUGAGGCAGCUGAGAAGGAAGCAGAGUUGAGAAAAGCAGAGGAGAAAAUCCGAGCUGCAUUCUCUGGUUUGGCCAAGGAACGAGGGGAACUAGCGCCCAGUUUCCCAGAGCCGAAGCAGUCAGGGGGCUUUUUUGGAGGGCGAAGCAGUGGGAGAAGAUCUCGUGGAGCUCCUAAUGUACCUCCUAGCGCAUCUCCCAUCAAUCGGGCACCACCUGGGAGAAGUAACACUACUGGAUUCCCACCACCACAGGCUCGGGAGAUCCCAGAUGGUCUUGUAAGGGGGAACACAGUUGGCGGAGGAUCCGGCCGGCGUAAUGAUGCCCAGCGACCGCCCCCACCUCGUCCCACGAGAGGAAACGGCAAUUCACAGGAUAGAAACGACGGCGGCCGAUAUGAGCCUCCUCCAGGUCUUUUGAGAGGAAACACUGUGGGUGGAAGACCGCCUCCCACGCAGGCACCACCACGACCUGUUGCUAGAGGAAAUACCGUUGCUGGAAGGCCACCUCCGCGAGGAUUACCAAGUGGUCCAAGAGCUGGAGUUGGACUCCCGUCUGGCCCACGACCCAGACGAACGUAG